GAAACCUCCUACAGCUGUUGUGUCUUCACAUAUUUGAAGUACGUUUUGACGUUCUGGUUUAUGAAGACGCCCAAAGCAGCUCGGUCAAUAUCAACUUGGAAAAGCUGAAGGAAUACGUCACGCCGGGUGAGGGCUGGCACUUUUUUGGAAACAUUUAACCCGUCCAAGGUGAACAUGGCUGAUCUACUAGACAGACACGUGCAAGUCGCUGUCAUCUUCUCCUUUGCCGUUGGCUUCUUUGCGGGAUGGCAUGCUAACAGAAUGAGAAGAAGGUUUCUAGACUGGAAGAAGAAAAGGCUGCAAGAUAAACUAUCAGAAACGCAAAAGAAGCUGGAUUUAUCGUAACUUAACAACAAGUGACUGGAAAUUGGAGGUCAUAUAAACACUAUACAACGAGGAUGCAUCGUAAAAGUAUAUUUUUCUUAUGCAAAGACUUGGAUUUUUGAUAUUUUGCAGUGUUUACAUAUAGCACGGGAAAACCAUUUUAAAGCUUUUUCAUCAUGACGAAUUUAAGCAAUGUGCUGAAGAUACUAUUUUUAUAAACUUUUUGAAACUACUUUUGAAUAAAGUAAAUCAUUAAUAUAAUAAAAAUAAGAUACAAUCCAUAAAACAUGUUUAUAAUAAGAUCGGUUCAGUUAUUAACCAAGUGGUUAUCUACUUCAUUUGCACUGUUACUUUCUCAUCGUGCUUUGAAGAAGUAAUUCCUGGCUUCCAUCUUAAAUACAAAUUUCCUUAAACCUACAUGAGUGUCUCUCCUCAAUAAAGAUUUUACUAAUUUAUAUGAAA
Molecule: messenger RNA, 786 nt
Organism: Erpetoichthys calabaricus (reedfish)
Lineage: Eukaryota; Metazoa; Chordata; Cladistia; Polypteriformes; Polypteridae
Product: mitoregulin-like
Exons: 2
Coding region: 175-345 (56 amino acids)
Biological process (GO): positive regulation of mitochondrial membrane potential
Cellular component (GO): mitochondrial inner membrane
Source: RefSeq, a predicted model, not a curated record